CAAAGUGACAUUUCAUUUUCAUAAAAACAAAAAACAUCAACAAAAUAGAAAAAAUAUUAGAUUUAAGUUAAAAAUUAAAAUGGGAAAUCAACUUGUGGGCAUAGCUCCAUCGCAGAUUUUCCCAGUUGAAAGAUAUUUAACUGAUAUUCCUAAUUUGAAAUUCGAUACAAGUUUGGGCAGUACAAGAUUCCUAAAAGUUGCUCGAGCUGAUUCUCAAGAAGGUCUGAUAGUAGUGAAGGUAUUUGCAAUACAUGACCCUUCAUUACCACUAUUACCUUAUAAAGAUCACUUAGAAGAUGUGAGAAAAAAGCUAAGCUCAGCUGUAAAUUGUAUCCCUUAUCAAAAAAUUAUACUGACCGAAAAAGCUGGAAUUAUCAUGAGAGAAUACAUCAAAUACAGUUUAUAUGAUAGAAUUAGCACGAGACCAUUUUUAACAAAUAUUGAAAAACGUUGGAUUACAUUUCAAAUAUUAUAUGCUUUACAUCAGUGUCACAAGGUGGGAGUGUGUCAUGGUGAUAUCAAGCUAGAAAACAUCACUGUCACAUCUUGGAAUUGGGUGUUGUUGGUAGAUUUUGCUUCAUUCAAACCAACAUUUGUACCAGUUGACAACCCAGCUGAUUAUUCUUAUUUUUUUGAUACAUCACGUAGAAGAGUUUGUUAUUUAGCUCCCGAGAGAUUUUCAAGUACAAGCACUACCAUUACUGAGAGUAGUUCUUUGAUUGCUGAAGCCAAUGUCGACUCUGGUGAUUUAACACCUGCUAUGGAUAUUUUUUCAGCUGGUUGUGCAUUACUGGAACUAUGGAAUGAACUUCAUAUGCCUUUUGAGUAUUCCCAACUAUUAGCCUACUGUUCUGGUAAAUAUUCUCCUCAGAAACACCUCAAUAAACUAGAACUAGAAGAUCCAAAUUUAAAGUCCCUUAUUUCAAACAUGAUAGAAAAAGAUCCACAUAAACGCAAAAGAGCUGAAGACUAUUUAGCGGAGUACCGAGGAACACUAUUUCCAGAAUAUUUCUUUUCAUUCUUGCAAUCUUACAUGUUGAUAUUUUCGUCUAGUCCUAUUUUAUCUCCAGAUGAAAAAAUUAUGCGAUUGAAAAGCGAUAUAAAUGAUAUAUUCACGUUUUUGGGACCAAUGACGAAAUCCAAUGAUGAUAAAACUGAAGAAAAAGCUGAUAUUGAAAAGGUUGAUAAAGGAGAGUGCGAGGGACUUGUUAUUAUCACUUCAUUGGUUACAUCCUGUAUACGGGGAUUGCAUACAUGCUCCUCGAAACUGUACAGUUUAGAGAUAUUGUUGGAUUUGGCUUCUCAUGCAAGUGACGAGACUGUGUUAGAUAGAAUACUUCCUUACAUUAUGUAUUUAGCUCACGAUAGUUCAACAAGGGUAAAAAUUUCAGCAAUUAAUACCAUAACCAAAUGCUUAGACUCAGUAACAAAAAUUUCAAGAUCUGAUGCAAACAUUUUUCCAGAAUAUAUCCUUCCUGAACUAGCCCCAUUGGCUACAGAUCCAAAUACUUGUGUUAGAGCAGCUUAUGCUAAAAACAUAGCUACAUUAGCUGAAAUAGCGCUAAGGUAUUUAGAGCAAAUUCAAAAUGACUGGUAUGACAAUAACAGCACCAACAAACAAAAAGACGAGCACACUUUUAACUAUGAACUUGAAUUGCAAGCAUUACAUGAAAUGAUAUCCCAAACUGUCAGUGCUCUUCUAACUGACACACAAUCUAUUGUAAAGCAAACAUUGAUGGAUAGCGGGAUAACAAAACUUUGCGUUUUCUUUGGAAAAACUAAAGCUAAUGAUGUCCUUCUCUCUCACAUGAUAACUUUUCUAAAUGACAAAGAAGACAAAGAAUUGAGGGGAACAUUUUUUGAUUGUAUAGUAGGAGUGGCAGCUUACAUUGGUUGGCAUUGCUCUGGUAUUUUAACACCACUUUUAUUGCAGGGUUUAACUGAUCAUUCGGAAUUUGUAACUGCAAAAAGUAUAAAUGCCAUGUCAGCAUUGACUGAGCUGGGUCUUAUAACCAAACCGGCUCUAUGCGAGUUAGUUACUGAGUGUUCUUAUUUCUUGGUUCAUCCCAACUUGUGGGUAAGACAAGCAAUAGCUGGAUUUAUAUCUUCCGCUGCAAAAACGCUGUCAAUACUAGAUGUACAGUGCAAACUAGUCCCUAAAUUGAAGAUAUACAUGAAGUAUCCUUUGAUACAAGUUGAUAAGCCUGAGCUAUUGUUAGAAUCACUUGUAAGUCCAAUCCCAAGAAAUGUCUAUGAUAGUGUCGUUACUUACAAUGAAAUUGAUUUGAUUUUUGAAGUUUUAAAAGAAAGAAGAUCCUUAAGAGAUUGUGUAAAUACAGGAAAAGUUCCUUCCACUGAUUUUUAUAGAGAUAUUCCACCGAGUUUAAAAAAUUUAUUUAGACGUUUGGAAGCAAACGGCAUGAAUGAAUCUAUGGAAGAAUAUUUUCUAAAAAUGCUACAUCACUUGAAAAAAAUUAACAAAUUCAAGAUACAUCCUGAUGGGCGACAGAGUAGGCAAAAUGAAGGAAAAAUAGAAAUUAGUUCUGUGAAUAGUACAGUUAGAAGCCAUAUUUUAAACCUAGGAGAGACCCAAAAAGGAGAUUUUUUGUCUAACAGACUACACAGAACUAACACAUCAGGAUCUAUAGACACUAACAUUAACUCAGACUGGAAUUAUAGCUCAGAAGUUCUCACCAGGCAGUCGGAAAGCACCAACUCUGGUGGUCCUCCUUCUAGGAGUACGUCCAGUAGACCUUCAUCACCUCCUCCUGACAGCAAUAAUCAUUUUAGCGCUACCGAUCCAUCCAGUAAUGUUAGUUUGCAUGAAAGAUCCUACAUUCAAUACCGCAAAUCAAAUUGUUACAUAGAAUUAGCAAAUUUAAAAAGCAGACAACAAGAUCACUAUUUUGAAGCUUUAAGAAAUAAAGAAUGGGCGGAACAAGCAGCUUGGCGACCCCAAUUACCACCACCUGGAUGGAGAUUAAGAGGAGUCCUAGUAGCUCACUUACACGAGCAUAAAGGAAUAGUAAAUAAACUUUGUGUUUUACCAGAUACUCCUCUCUUUGCCAGCUCAUCAUCAGAUGGAUCAGUUAGGUUAUGGGACUGUAGUAAGAUGGAAGGCAAAAAUAUUGCGAAUAGGUCUAAACAACACUAUAAACUAGGAUCCAAUAUUACUAGUAUGGCAGUGUGUGAAAGCGGUCAAUCAUUAGGAGUCACCUGUCAAGACGGAUCUGUCAAUAUAUUGAGGAUAGAUGCUGCAAGCAACAAAAUGAAUCUAGCUCAGCCGCGUCAAUUAAACCACGACGAAGAUGGAUUUGCUGUAGACCUUCAAUGCAUGGAUUCAGGAUCUCAGAGCGUUUUAGUAUAUGCAACUUUGUAUGGAUCUAUAGUCGGGUUGGACCUUCGAGCACCAGGAACAGCUUUUAGGUUAGAAAACGGCUUACGGAAUGGUGUGAUCACUACUUUUUGUUUAGAUUCGCACCAGAGUUGGUUGAUGUUAGGAACAAGUAAUGGUCAUCACGUUGCUUGGGAUUUGAGGUUCCAAUUGCCUAUAAUGCACUUUCAACAUCCCUCAGGUACUGUAAGAAUUAAGAAACUUAUAAGUCAUCCGACUGAACACUCUUGGGUUCUCUCUAGUAUUCACGGCAACAAUGAAAUAUCCAUGUGGAAUAUAGAGACUAGUUUUAGACAGAAAGUACUCUGGGGAAGUACCUCGCCUCCUUUAUCAAAACAAGAUACCAGUAAUAGUGUUUGUGCAAUGUUGGGCGGUUCUAUUGACAGAUCGCCUUUUCUUUUGGCUGGUGGUACAGAUCAAAGACUGAGAUUUUGGGAUUUAGAAAGCCCUUCCGAAUCAUACUUGGCGAUACCUGGGGCAAAUGAUCCUGUGGGAACUGCUUUAAGUUAUAGAAGCCGACUCAUUGAUGGUACGUUGGUGAUAUAUGAAGAAGCAGGCACCAUAAGAAAAUUGGACAGAGGUGAAGAAAUACCCAGGCCGGGACCCGAGCCACCGGCAGCUGGUCACAGAGAUUGUAUUUCUGAUAUUGCAAUGUGCAAAGCAUCACAAUGCUUCCUUGUUACAGCAUCGCGAGAUGGCGUUAUAAAAGUAUGGAAAUAGACAUUUUUACGUUCGGUACUGAUAUUAUACAUAAUAUAAUUGAAAUACAAACUAUGUAUUUGAAAAUACGUAUACUUUAGAUACGUGUAUAGUUUCCGUAAAAAAAAGAUGAUUCAUUUUCUUUAUAAGACAAAAAUGAUCAAAAUAUUAAGUCAAGAAGAAACUAUAUAAGCGUAUAGGUAUAUUUAUUAUAAUUGUGAUUUUUUUAGUCCUUUAGUACUCUUAAGUUAAUAAUGAAAUAAACCUUUUUAUUAUACAAUUUAGGAUAAAAAUUAUGCAUGUAUUUUAUUUUAUAAAAUAUUUUGAAACAUGACUUGUGUGUCUCUUGCUUUUUUGACUUUGUUAAUAAACAUUUUUAAAUGACAGCU
Messenger RNA from Psylliodes chrysocephalus, 4482 nucleotides. NCBI's taxonomy places the organism in Eukaryota, Metazoa, Arthropoda, Insecta, Coleoptera, Chrysomelidae. The record is from the annotation of a GenBank genome assembly.